Ipomoea triloba (trilobed morning glory) is the source of this 2588-nucleotide messenger RNA. Its product is annotated as probable galactinol--sucrose galactosyltransferase 6. The record is from RefSeq and is a predicted model, not a curated record. The coding region runs from base 178 to 2361 and encodes 727 amino acids. The transcript is spliced from 5 exons. NCBI's taxonomy places the organism in Eukaryota, Viridiplantae, Streptophyta, Magnoliopsida, Solanales, Convolvulaceae.
AAUCUUUCAAUUCCUCUCUACUCAAACCCAUUCUUCCAUUGUUAGUGUGCUCUCCCUUUACGUGCGUUGCAAGUAAGGCUAGAGGUUAUACAUACUGCCAUUCAAUUAAAUAAGUAGUUGAAUUUUGAAUUCUAUUUCUGUUAUUUCAUUAGAUUAGACUAGUAAAUUACCCCUGCCAUGACGAUAACACCCGCUGUCCGAGUUGCUGACCGGAAACUGGUGGUUAAGGACAGGGCAGUAGUCACAAACAUGCCGGAAAAUAUCAUCGCCGCUUCCGGUUCAGAUUCCGGUUCGGUGGAUGGGUUGUUCUUGGGGGCGGUUUUUGAUGAGAAAAGUAGCCGCCACGUUGUCCCUCUUGGGACGCUCCUGGACCUGCGCUUCUUUGCUUCUUUCAGGUUUAAGCUAUGGUGGAUGUCUCAGAGGAUGGGGACGCGUGGGCGUGACGUCCCGGUCGAAACCCAGUUCCUUCUCGUCGAAGUCAAAACCGGGGAAGAUUAUGUGUACGCUGUUUUCCUUCCGUUGAUUGAAGGGAAAUUCCGAGCUUGUCUUCAGGGGAAUUCUAAUGACGAGCUGGAAUUGUGCCUGGAAAGUGGAGAUGCGGACACAGUGGGAUCGGAUUUUACCCACUCACUAUAUGUCCACAUCGGAUCCGACCCGUUUACUGCCAUCUCCGACGCGGUAACGGCGGUGAAAUUCCACCUCAAGAGUUUCCGGCAGCGGCACGAGAAGAAGUUGCCGGGAAUCAUGGACUACUUCGGGUGGUGUACUUGGGACGCGUUUUACAAAGAGGUUACUGAAGAGGGAGUGGAGGCCGGGCUGAAGAGCCUCUCCUCCAGCACGACGCCGCCGAAGUUCGUAAUCAUCGACGACGGGUGGCAGUCAGUCGCCGGCGACCCAGAAAACGGGGAGAAAUCGGUGAUGAGGCUCACCGGAAUCAAAGAAAACUCCAAAUUCCGAGGGGAAAAUACCGGGAUCCAGAACAUAGUGAAUACGGCCAAGGAAAAGUACGGCCUAAAACACGUAUAUGUGUGGCACGCAAUUACCGGGUACUGGGGCGGGGUCCGACCCGGGAUGAAGGAAAUGGAGGCCACCCUGAAGUACCCAAACAUCUCGGAAGGGGUGAUGGAGAAUGAACCCACAUGGAAAACGGAUGCAAUUGCAGUUCAAGGCGUGGGUGUGGUUAACCCCAAAAGUGCACACAAGUUUUUCAAUGAGAUGCACGGGUACUUAGCAUCGGCAGGGGUGGAUGGAGUGAAGGUGGAUGUGCAGUGUAUAUUAGAGACCCUGGGGGGUGGGGUAGGGGGUAGAGUAGAGAUCACAAGGCAGUAUAAUCAAGCUCUUGAUGCCUCCAUAGCCAAGAAUUUCCCAGAUAAUGGCAUCAUUGCCUGCAUGAGCCACAACAUUGAUGCUCUGUACUGCGCGAAACAAACGGGUGUUGUGAGGGCAUCAGAUGACUUCUUUCCGCGUGAUCCUGUUUCCCACACCAUCCACAUUGCAGCAGUUGCAUACAACAGCGUUUUCUUGGGAGAAUUCAUGCAGCCUGAUUGGGAUAUGUUCCACUCUCUCCAUCCUGCAGCUGAGUAUCAUGCCUCCGCUAGGGCCAUCAGCGGUGGUCCAGUCUUUGUCAGUGAUGCACCUGGGAAACAUAACUUUGAUCUCUUGAAGAAACUUGUCCUCCCUGAUGGUUCAAUUCUCAGAGCUUGUUUGCCUGGCCGCCCUACAAAGGACUGCCUCUUCUCUGAUCCUGCUCGCGAUGGCAUUAGCCUAUUGAAGAUCUGGAACAUGAACAAAUACACGGGAGUGAUUGGAGUAUACAACUGCCAAGGCGCAGCAUGGAACGCUGUUGAGAAGAAGAACACCUUCCACCAAACAAAACCCGAGGCGAUUACAGGCCAAAUCAGGGGCCGAGAUGUUCAUCUCAUCUCCGAGGCAGCGUUGGAUUCCAACUGGAAUGGAAACUGCGCGGUUUACUCUCACCGGAGACGUGAACUCAUCACUCUCCCACACAAUGCAGCCUUGCCUGUCUCCUUGAAAGUCUUGGAGCACGAGGUUUUCAUAGUCACCCCAGUCAAGGACUUGUCCCCUGGCCUCAGCUUCGCACCUCUGGGGCUCCUUGACAUGUUCAAUGCUGGAGGGGCGAUUGUGGGACUUGAGUACGAGGAGGUGGGAUUAGCAGUUUCAAUGGAGGUGAAGGGGUGUGGCAGAUUUGGUGCUUACUCAUCUGCCAAGCCAAGAAACUGCACAGUUGGAGGAAACGUGACUGACUUUUCCUAUGAUUGGGAUUCCAAUUUGGUGACUUUGAUUCUACAUGAUCUACCUGCUCAAGGCCAGGAAGUUCACCACGUUACAAUUGAGUUAUAACACAAUAAUUCUUACCCAGACUUGAGAUUGAUUUAAUUGGGGACAAAUUCUUGUCUCCUUCAUUUUUUAUUUGAUUAGCUAGCUGGGAAUUGACAUAUGUAUCCAAUUGGAUUCAUUUUCCUACGAAUUUGGCAUGUAAAAUGCUUACUCAAGAGAUGAGUAGAAGGGACAGGGAAGUAGGGAACAAUUAUUUUCCAAUUAAUAAUAAAACUUCCAUUUUACAUGAA